Messenger RNA from Centropristis striata (black sea bass), 1450 nucleotides. RefSeq names its product FKBP prolyl isomerase 6 (gene fkbp6). Gene Ontology annotation, molecular function: peptidyl-prolyl cis-trans isomerase activity; protein binding. The transcript is spliced from 9 exons. The record is from RefSeq and is a predicted model, not a curated record. Bases 94 to 1077 code for a protein of 327 amino acids. Lineage: Eukaryota; Metazoa; Chordata; Actinopteri; Perciformes; Serranidae.
UAGGCCACGUGUUUAGUUUAGUUACGGCUGAAUAAACUCUGCUAACACUAGCGAUAACCAUAGACUUUAUAUAAAUAACUUACCACCGAGGAAAUGCCAAGAAACGGGUUAGUGUUCGGGAUCCAGAGGAUCUUCAGCGCUGAGGAGCGACUGAACUCCACUGCGAGUCCGUUCGAUCAUCUUCGGCAGCAGAUGGAUGAUGUCCUGGGAGAUGGAGGGAUCCUGAAAGAGGUGGUCCAACCUGGAGAGGGCCCACCUGUACCUGAAAAUGCUUCAGUAUUGAUCCAUUACUCUGGCUUCCUGGAAUAUUCUGACCGGCCUUUUGAAACCACCACAAACCUCAAGUACCCGCGGAUGAUGAAGUUGGGGAGAGAUGUGACUCUGGCUGGCCUGGAGCUGGGGCUGCAGACCAUGCGGAAAGGAGAGUUCUCUCGUUUCCUCCUGCAGCCCCAGUAUGCAUACGGGGACAUGGGCUGUCCUCCGUUAAUUCCCUCUGCAGCGGUGGUUCUGUACGAGGUUCAGAUCCUCGACUACCUCGACUCAGCACAAGUGGAUGACUUCAUCGCGAUGUGCCCGGAGGAGCAGAACACAGUUCCUCUGUCCACACUUCUCGAGGUUGUCACCACACUACGCAGCUUUGGCAACCGUUGCUUCAACCAGAGCCGCUAUGACAACGCCAAAGAUCGCUACAAACAGGCAACAACGCUGCUGGGAAACAGGGAAGCGCAGAGCGCUGCAGAGACAGAGCGGAUCAAGGCAGCGCUGCUUCCUCUCUAUCUGAACCUUUCUCUCACUGAGCUCCGCCUGGACAGCCCGCGCAAAGCCCUCAAAUAUGGCAACAAAGCCUUAGAGAUAGACUCCGCCAACACAAAGGCUCUCUUCCGCUGUGGUCAGGCGUAUCUGGAGCUGCAGGAGUACGAGAGCGCCCAGGACUGCCUCAUAUCUGCUCAAGCAAGGAAACCGUUUGACAGUGACAUCAACAACCUGCUGAGGAAAGUGGCGAUGUGCUAUAAAGACUGCUUGGACAAACAGAAAGACCUGUACUCCAAGAUGUUCAGAGGCUUGAGGAGCAAGUGAAGAUGUUAAAAUGAGUAAAAAAGAGAUGAUAGUGUGAAGAACAAGCUUCCAAGUGUCAGCAGCUAUUUUUUCUGCACUACUGUGAAUUCUAAAAGUUAAACCUUUUGUGUCUUUGUGUGUCAUAAAAGGAAGUAUUGUACAGAUGCAUGAUUAAUUUCCUAUAAAAUCUGUUAAGUUCUGUAAAAUCCUUUAAAUGUUUGUAAAUAACGUAGCUGAAAAUAUUUGCAUGAAAAGUCACGUAAACAUAAGUGGCUGAGUUUUCUAUAAAGUUGCUACGUUUCCUUCAAGUCUGUUGAAAAAGACUUACAUAUUUGCAUGGGGACUGAUCUAUCCUGGGGUGAUAAUAACAAAAAAUAAAAAAAUAUUUUUCACU